CGCCCCGGUCCCCGCCGCUGUCCUCGCGGUGAUCCAUGCGGACCCCCACCGCCAGGCUGCCGUCAGGGAUCUGACAACCCUUCCCCCCCCCACCUCCCUCUCCCCGAGACCAUCGUCCACGCGGUGCCGAGCAGAGGGAGGGCGAGGACGGAGGGGCAGCCUCUGGGACUAACUCAUGAAGAACAAGGGUGCCAAGCAGAAGCUGAAACGAAAGGGAGCCAGCGGUGCGUUCGGCUGUGACCUCACGGAGUACCUGGAGAGCUCGGGACAGGAUGUUCCGUAUGUGUUGAAGAGCUGUGCAGAAUUUAUAGAGACUCAUGGUAUUGUGGAUGGGGUCUACCGGCUUUCAGGAGUCACCUCAAACAUACAGCGGCUGAGGCAGGAGUUUGUCUCAGACCAUUGUCCAGAUCUGACAAAGGAGGUGUACCUGCAGGACAUCCACUGCGUGGGCUCCCUCUGCAAGCUCUACUUCCGGGAGCUGCCCAACCCCCUCCUGACUUAUGAGCUCUAUGACAAGUUCACGGAGGCAGUGUCACAUUGCCAAGAAGAAGGCCAACUUGCCCGAAUCCAAAAUGUUAUCCAGAAGCUUCCUCCAUCCCAUUAUAGGACCUUGGAAUACUUGAUUCGACACCUGACCCACAUCGCCUCCUUCAGCAGCAGGACCAACAUGCAUGCCAGGAACCUGGCCUUGGUGUGGGCUCCAAACCUCCUCAGGUCUAAAGAAAUCGAAGCCAGUGGGUGCAGUGGAGAUGCAGCCUUCCUAGCAGUCCGGGUCCAGCAGGUGGUGAUUGAAUUCAUACUGAACCAUGUGGAUCAAAUCUUUAACAACGGUGCUCCAGGGCCUCUGGAAAACAACGAUGACCGGCCCAUCAUGAAGAGCCUGACCCUGCCAGCAUUAUCACCCAUGAAGUUGGUGAGCCUGGAGGAGGCUCAGGCCCGCAACCUGGCUACAAACCACCCCGCUCGGAAGGAAAGGAGAGAGAACAGUUUGCCUGAGAUUGUCCCUCCCAUGGGACCCCUCUUCCACACCGUCCUUGAGCUACCAGAUAGCAAGAGAAAACUUUCCAGUAAAUCAAAGAAGUGGAAAUCUAUAUUCAACCUGGGACGAUCUGGGUCAGAUUCCAAAUCAAAACUGAGUAGAAAUGGGAGUGUCUUUGUGAGAGGACAGCGGCUCUCGGUGGAAAAGUCUGCUAUUCGACCAGCUAAAAGCAUGGACUCUCUGUGUUCAGUGCCUGUGGAAGCAGGAAAAGAAACCAAAGGCAAUUUUCAUCGAACCGUCACCACUGGUGGAUUUUUCAUUCCAGCCUCCAAAAAGCACUCGAACAACACGGGCAGCUCCUGUGACCUCAGCAAGCAGGAAGGCGAGUGGUGUCAGGAGGGGAUGCCAGCAGGGGCAGAGGGGGGCUUCGAUGUGAGCAGCGACAGGAGCCAACCCCAGGGCACUCAGGUCCGGCCGCCACCAGAGCAGCUGAAGGUGUUCCGUCCGAUCGAGGACCCCGAGAGCGAGCAGACAGCCCCUAAGAUGCUCGGCAUGUUCUACACUUCCAACGACAGCCCCAGCAAGUCUGUCUUCAGCAGCAGCCUCUUCCAGAUGGAGCCCUCGCCCCGUCACCAGCGCAAGGCGCUAAACAUCUCUGAGCCCUUUGCUGUGUCCGUGCCCCUCCGCGUGUCCGCUGUCAUCAGCACCAACAGCACCCCAUGCCGAACACCCCCCAAGGAGCUGCAGUCUCUCUCCAGCCUGGAAGAGUUUUCUUUCCAGGGUUCAGAGAGUGGGGCUUGGUCAGAAGAGGAGAAGCCCCAGGGGGCUGAGAGUUCCAUAGCUCCUGUCACCAAGAAGGCAGCUCCUGAGGCCAGCACUCCCUCAGAAUCCUCCCGGACAGUGGAAUGUAGCCAGGGCCUUUCCCAGGAGCCAGAUGCCCCGCUGGAGAAGAAUACCUCCAAAGCCUCCCUGAGCUCUCAGCAUUCAAGGGAAUUAGAGAAGAAGUUGGAGAAGGAGGUGGAGGAGGGUCUACCAGAUGGCCAAGCGGGGCCAAGCACAGCACAGGAUAGUCCUGGGCCCAGAGCUGAAGCCAUAUUUCUCCAUGAGACGGAUGAAGAUGAUCUGGCUAAUGUCCUAAACUGGCCAGAAAUUCAACAGGAGCUGAAAAUCAUUGAAUCUGAGGAGGAGCUCUCCAUCUUGCCACCACCCCCUGCUCAGAAGUUCGACCCAACUCAGCCAGUUCUUGAGUCAAAUCCAGAGCCGUUUCCUUCCCCAGAGCCUCCAGGGAUCUUGUAUUGUAGCUCCACCCCUUCUGAGGCAUGGACUAAGGACUCAACCAUUCAGAACACACAAGGGGCUGCUGCAGCAGCCCACAGAGAGAAGCUGGAGCCAACCAGCUACCUCCCUGCAUCCUCACCUGAACAGGCCCCAAGUCCAGAUCCUGGCAGUCUGGCUCCUCUGGCAAUAGUUCCAUUUGAGAAGUCACCCUCGCCCCCAAGGAUGAAGGUGGAAGGCCCAGAGAAUAUCUCUCCUCCACUCCCUCCUGCUGCUCCCCCUCCAACACCUCUGGAGGAGCCACCUGGAGGCCUGUUGUCCAAGGGCAGUCUUGAGGAAGAAGAUCUGACUCAGAUGUUGAGGACCUAUUCCUAUACAGAGCAGCCAAAGUCCAAAGACAAUCCUGGGACCCCUAUCCUAUGUCAGGAAGAUGAGGCUGCUCCAAGACAAAAUGAAAAGCCACAUUCAAAAAGUGCUGCUCUCCAGGAAAAAGGCUCUGGUUUCCCCAGCCCAACGAAAGAGCUCGAGAUCUCGCCGCAAGGGAAGGGGGAUGUAGCCCAUUCAGUACAAGAGCCUUCAGACUGUGACGAAGAUGACAGUGUGCCCGACAUCGCUCAGCACAGCCUGGAGAUGGUGGAGCCCUGGGAGGAGCCUCAGUGGGUGACGAGUCCCCUUCACUCUCCCACCCUCAAAGAAGUGCACGAGUCCCAGCCUCAGGGCCCCCAGAGCCAUCGAUUGGAAAGGAGGCUUUGCCACAGGCCCAGCCUACGCCAGAGCCAUUCUCUGGAUAGCAAGACCACUGUUAAGAGCCAGUGGACUCUCGAUGAUGUCUCCUUCUCCAGCAGCUGUGCUAAUCUGGACUCUGAGAAUUCUGACAGUCAGCAGCCGCUGGCAACCAGAAGAGGGAUGAUUGGAUGGGACGAGAGAGCCCUGAAGUCGUUUAGAGAGUUCUCUGGCCUGAAAGGGGAAGAAGGAUUUCCUAGGCGGAAGGGAACAGACAAUGGACCACCCAAACCAGCAGACACCAGCCCCAUCAGCUUAGGGGAGAGAAAUCAGGGGCAACCACUAAGACACAGCAACUCCCAGAUUAAGCAAGGCAGUGUCCCUGAAGCAGAACCCAACAGGGAAAGUUCCCGUGGUAUUCAGGACAGCACUUUACCUGAAGAGCAACCCCCAAAGUUACAGUUGAAGAGCAGUGAGGGUGGACCCUCAAAAGGGAAAAACAGACCUUCUUCUCUCAACUUGGACUCUGCUGUUCCCAUCAGUGACCUCUUCUGGCUUGAGAAUGGAGCCUCGUUAAGUUCACCUGGAAUGCAGCUCUCUGAGCCAGGAGACUCCCAGGUCCCCUGGAUGACUUCAUCUCAAUGUAAAGCAGAUUCCUGGAAGGUUUAUCCUCAGGACACCCAGGACCUGGAUGUUUUUCCUCACGCGCUCACUGGUCGCCGUAACUCAGCUCCUGUGAGUGUGUCAGCGGUGAGAACCUCCUUCAUGGUGAAAAUGUGUCAGGCCAAGGCAGUUCCGGUCAUCCCACCCAAGAUUCAGUACACACAAAUCCCACAGCCCCUGCCUUCUCAGAACACAGGGGAGAGUGGGGCUCAGCCUCUGAAAAAGAGCCAAGAAGAACCUAGUUCAACGGGUGAGACCACUCAGAAACCAGCCAAAGAUGAAUCUUCCUCUUCCUUGGAAAGCCCAAAGGAAGAGAAACCAAAGCAAGAUAGGGGACCCAUUAAGGCUUCAUUGAUAGACGCCACUGACUCUUACCUGCACGAGGGACCCAAUCUCUCUCCCGAACCAGGCAUGUCUAACCUGCUCACCAACCAGGACGCAACAGUGCAAUGCAGAAAGCGUUUGUCAGACACAGAGCCAUCCGGGGACAACCCUCUUUCUUCAAAAAUUGAGCGGUCCUCUGGAGGUCCUAAGUCUUUCCACAGGCCAAGGUCUGGAAGACCUCAAAGCCUCAUCUUAUUCAGUCCUCCUUUCCCGAUCAUGGAUCACCUGCCCCCCUCAUCCACAGUGACAGAUUCCAAGGUCCUGCUGUCCCCUAUCAGAAGUCCCACUCAGACAGUUUCCCCUGGCCUUCUCUGUGGAGAGUUGGCUGAAAACACAUGGGUCACACCAGAAGGGGUUACCCUUAGAAAUAAAAUGACCAUCCCUAAGAAUGGCCAAAGACUGGAGACAUCAACCAGUUGUUUUUACCAGCCCCAGCGGAGAUCAGUGAUUCUGGAUGGAGGAAGUGGGAGGCAAAUAGAAUGAUGUCCGUUCACCUGCAGGUGUCUGCGAAAGAAUGUCAUGACCUAUCUGGAAGUUAUUUACAGGGCCAUCUCCCAGGCACAGAUUAUCUAAGCGUGAGCUUAUUUUGACCUCCGACUUUUCUUUUUUCCAGCCUUUGACCAUUCAUUAAUGAUCCCAUUUUCUAGAAGAGUGGCCAAGGGAAGGAUCAAAAGGUAAAAUUGAGAUAAGGUCAUAUGAGCAAGAAGGAAAGGUUAGGCAAAGGAAGAGGAUGGAAUGUUUGCUGCCAUUGAAAUCUGGGUGAGUUGUAGUCCUCCCCCAUUUCCAUUAUCUAUUAGAGCUGAGAGCUGGCUGGGAGAAUGUCCUUUGAAAGAAAGAAAAAUCCAUUGCGUGUCAGGAAACAUUGCUAUUGAGAUUUGAAGGCCUUCUUCGUGCUUCUUAACACUCUUUAAAGCAUGUGUUGUUUUAGAUUCAUUUACUAAUAAGCUUUGUUAAAAGAAGCAAAAUAGGGUGCAAUUAGAUUCCCAAGUCAGUAAAUGUCACCACAAGUUGUUGCCCUGGGAUCUUGCAGACCUGCCCAAGAUGACUCUAUACCAGCAUAGAAAGGCAGAAUCUGUAAUCAAGCAAACCCUAAGACUGGCACCACCCAGGUAGACUUUCUGGCUGUGGCUCUCAUUAACUUGGAACUCUGCCUACCACUAUACUGAUUUAUCAGUGUUGUAACUGGGAACAAUGGGGGUUGAACUGAGGAUUGCUAUUGGAUCUUCUUUGUGGGUAUCCAUCAGCUUUCUUAACAUCAGAAUCUUAAUGUGCCAUUGGUCAUUGAUCAUUGAGAAAAGUCUUCCACAUAGGCACAAUUUCAGGCAAACCUGAUGUUUAAAUUGCCAGGGCAUUAGCAGAAACCAUGUCUAGUUCAGUUUCAGUCUUUCUCUACUUGGCUAGGCAGGACAGAAAGGACACCAGAAGGAUCAAACCCUAGAAAACUGGCUCUCACUACCACGCUCUGAAGCUGCUCUCUUUGAUAAUGAAUUCCAUUGGCCAGUGGAUCCCUUCCCUUUCACUCCUUUUGCUCAAGAGUAGCUGUGAGGCACCUCUUCCCUUUCAUAACUCCCCUUAUUCACUACCCAUCCCAGACAUUCAGACUUGCUCUUUUCCCCUGGGUACCAGCAGAAAAAUAAACCAAUGUGAUUUUCUUGAA
Molecule: messenger RNA, 5681 nt
Organism: Dipodomys spectabilis (banner-tailed kangaroo rat)
Lineage: Eukaryota; Metazoa; Chordata; Mammalia; Rodentia; Heteromyidae
Gene: Arhgap31
Product: Rho GTPase activating protein 31
Exons: 12
Coding region: 176-4507 (1443 amino acids)
Biological process (GO): small GTPase-mediated signal transduction
Molecular function (GO): GTPase activator activity
Source: RefSeq, a predicted model, not a curated record